AUGACCUCAUUCGGUUUUGACGAAGAAAUGUUCCACCCAGGCACCCCGGAAUUCAAGGUGUUCGACUUUGUCGAGCACAAACCGCUUCCGAUUGCUGGGUGGGGAUUGCGAGUGCCCGACUACCACGGCUCAACCUCAGUCUCCCCGUCAUCCAGCUUGUCCUCCCCAUCAGAUAUCAAGACGGAUUUCGGCGCCGAAUUCUACUCGCCACUUUGCGUGAACCCGUUCUCCGGAAGCGCCUCCUUCCUCCACUCGCCGGCGAGUAGCAGCAGCAGUCCAUUCGGAUUUCCGAUUCAAAAUGGACAUCACGUCGGAUCGGCACAGGGAUCGUUGCCAUCGAUGUGCGACAGUCCCCUACCACCAGUUUCCCACUUUUCACAGCACACACAACACGCCCAAGGCCAGCUUCAUCCAGCCGGCAUGCUUCCGGUUGGGAUGGGCGGCGGCUUCUUCAUGUCCCCACAAUUGCACCACCAGCCGAUGCGCCACCAUCAGCCGUACGAGUCGAAGGACGACGAUUCUUCCGAGGAAAAUGGCCGAUCCCCAUCUCCGCCACUUUCUGAUGGUGAUGCCGAAGGACUAACAGCCCUGCAGGCCCAACACCGAUCACGCAGCAAAAUGCACGAAAUGGCCGUCCGCCAGAAGCUGAUCACCGACCAGGACGUCCGCAGCCACGGAUGUGUACAACUAUCGGCAGAAGAGAAGCGAACCCUCGUCCAAGAGGGAUACCCAAUCCCCACAAAAUUCCCGCUGACAAAAACUGAAGAGGAAGCGCUAAAGAUUGUCAGGCGCAAAAUUAAGAAUAAGCUCUCCGCGCAAGAAUCUCGACGAAAGCGGAAGGAGUAUAUGGACUCGCUCGAGCAGAGGGUUCAGAUAUACUUUAGCGAGAAUCAGGCUUUAAAGCAUAAGAUGAAGCAGUUGGAGAUGUCCAACCGCGGCCUGAUGGCCCGUCUCAAACAGCUCGAAGCCAUGGUGGCCCCCGGCAACGCUCAAAUUAUCGAUGACGGCAUGGUGAUG
Molecule: messenger RNA, 1017 nt
Organism: Mesorhabditis spiculigera
Lineage: Eukaryota; Metazoa; Nematoda; Chromadorea; Rhabditida; Rhabditidae
Source: the annotation of a GenBank genome assembly